Molecule: messenger RNA, 3087 nt
Organism: Lampris incognitus (smalleye Pacific opah)
Lineage: Eukaryota; Metazoa; Chordata; Actinopteri; Lampriformes; Lampridae
Gene: zcchc7
Product: zinc finger, CCHC domain containing 7
Exons: 10
Coding region: 128-2068 (646 amino acids)
Molecular function (GO): nucleic acid binding; zinc ion binding
Source: RefSeq, a predicted model, not a curated record
UCAAGCGCACAACUUGGAAACCUGCGCAUUACAUGUUACGCGAAGCAAGCUCCAACCCCGUGGGGCGAUAUCUCCAUAUCCUCACUGGUAUCUGUGUGCGAGAGUGUAUUUAGGGGUAGUUUUGGUCAUGUACUGUAGCUAUCAAGACCGGGAGGAAUUUGAGGAUGAACUCUACCGAGAAGAAGAUGAGGAUUCUGAGGGGUCAGAGCUCGACAGCGAGCUUGAGUUCCACCUCUAUAGCCAGCUCCACUACUCAUCCAACACUGCGGAGUUGGAGCAGCAGAGGGAUGAAGGAGAGGGUGAAGACAGAGAUGAAAUGGACCAAACUGGAGAUAGUGCUGGGUUACAGGAAGAUGGUGCUGGGUUACCGGAAGACUCUGCCAGGCGACUGCUACAUCCUGACGAGAGGCUAGGGAAAGACCUGAAAGGACACACGGAGCUAGGACACAAUGAUACACUCUGUGAGCAGAAGAGAGUGAAAGGUGACCUUAAAGGUCAGAAGUCAAUGCCACAAGUGUUUCAGGAAGUCAUUGUCAUCAAAUCUGAAAGUGAUGUCACCUCAACUUCUGAGAGUGACUUGAAUGAUGGCGUCUGUGCACUCAAGUGUCAAAAGUCAAAGACACACCCUCUGCAACCUUCCACCCCAGCCCAGCGGAUGACCCAAAAGAGGAAGCGAAGCCCCAGUCUGGACUCGGUCGUGGUUAUACACUCGGACAGUUCUGAAAGCGGAUCGGAGGAGUCCAAGUCGAAUUCCGAUUCGAAUUCCGAUUCGAAUUCCGAUUCGGACAUUCUGGAGCACUGGAUGAUUCUGGGUCGAGGGAAGCAGGAUGGAGACCACAGCAUCUCGCUCAACCUCGAGGGAGAGCCUGUCCGCUACGCAGAUGUGACUGAAGAGUCGGAGGGCCGCUGGCUGGUGUCCAACAAGGACAGGGAGGCCCAAAUUUAUAACAAAGACAGAGGUGUCAGACAGCUCGUGCAGCAUACGCCCAACAGAUACUUUAUGGAAAAGAGCAUCACCUGCUGGAACUGUAAGAAGACAGGACAUCUCUCGAAGAACUGCCCCUCGCCCAAGAAACUCGUGUGCUGCUUUUUGUGCGGCACAAGAGGCCACCAGUCAUCCGAAUGUCCCAAUAGGCAUUGCAACAACUGCGGUCUGCCAGGGCACCAUUAUGAGUCCUGCUCCGAGAGAGCCUACUGGCACAAGGAGUGCCACCGCUGUGGCAUGAUCGGCCACUUCUAUGACGUUUGCCCGGAGAUCUGGAGGCAGUACCACAUCACAACCAAGACGGGUCCCCCUAUGAGGCAUAAAGGAAAGGACUGUGGUCAGACCUCGGCCUACUGCUACAACUGUUCCAGAAAGGGACACUUUGGUCACGCAUGUUCCCAGCGUAGGAUGUUUAGUGGGAUAUACCCCAACAACACCAUCGUCAAAUAUUACGACUCCGUGGAGGACAUCAGGCAAAGAAACCAUAGGUUAAGGAGGCGGGUUAAUGAAUUUAAGGAAACUGCCAGGUUUCCCUCCAGUUCUUGGACCCCUUCCACCCCUGGACCGCCAAAGAAAAAACAGAAAACCGGCCAUCAUAGUAACGACCGUCAACCUAAACCUCCCCAAACCCCUAACAGCCACAUCUGGUUCAGUCAUGACAAACACGGGCUCUCCACCAAGCUCAAAACCAAGGCGGCCCACCAACACAAACCGCACCUGAGCGGCGAUUCUGCCAAACAGUGGCAACCCAAGAGGGUAGUGCCGAGCACAAGAGACGCCGGGGCAAAGCCAGAAAAACUCAUUUUCGACGAGGCGGAGGACUUUCCCCGCGGGGGAGGCAACGGUGACAAGACGAAGAAAAAGAAGAAGCGGGAAGUCCCCCCGCGGCAACAAUGGGAACCCCUUGCGCCCGCAGCCCACACCCCAGACCGUCUGUUUGGGAGCGGAAUGACUGGGCAGAUGAGGAGGAAGAGGAAUCGUGCCAGAGGGAGAGAGAGGAAAGCUGCCAACAGAGCCGAUGCAGAGAUGUACCCCACCGACGAGAACCUGUUCUGCAUCAAACAGAGGAAGGGCAAGAGAUAGCGCUAUAUUGCACAGGGAGAGUGUGCGUCGGGGGAAGUCGGUGCUUGUGUGCGUGUCCUUCAGUGCAUGACGAAGAUCUGUUCAUUAACAACAUAUAUAGACCAUGUGCAGGUUUUGCCAUCUCCGAGUCUUGCGCUCUGUCACACAGUACUGGCUCAGCAGGGUGGCUGGCGCUCUCAACCGGGCAUUCACGGCGCCACCCUGUGGUCACUGUUGCAACUACAGAACGUGCUGCUAACCCAUCAAACAGUUAGUUGACUGAAAUGAAAUAUUGUAUGAUCGGAUGUGGUGGUUAAACUAUUUAGGAAAGACAAAGAUAGGACAUGAGAUUGGUUAAGAGACCUGGUUUACAGGGAUUUCCUUAUUUAAUGUUAUAGACUGAGUGUUGGAAUUACACCCCAUUCUAUACUUUGUUUCGUAAUUGCUUAAAAUAAAAGCCAAGUUCUUUAAAAAUGUCACCAUGGAAUAGCUUGAAAUAAUUUCUUACACACACAAAAUAAUUGACGGGUGGUUGAUACACAUUAGAGUUGGUGGAUUUCUGAGAUUUCAACACAUUCUGUCCUUGUUGAUUUCUAAAAAAUGACUCUCGAACAAAUGAGAGGAAAAAAAAAAGUCCCACAAAAUGUGUUGGUCAUGUAUGUGCAUAUAAUAGAAAAACUUGAUUACAGGUGCUUUAUGCAAAUGUAAUGAUCGUCACCUCGAGAAGACCUCCUCGCCCGUCCAGUGGGUGCUCCCAAUAAAAUGGAGCCCAAAUAGAAACUUUUAAAAACAUGAGCCAGAUUCUGAUUAGUUGUUUCUUUCAGUCAACAAAAAUACAUUCUUGAUAGUUACGGCUAUACUAACGUGAAGACAAGUGUACUUGGACCUUCUGGGAAAAGUCCAGUUUGUGCUCUAUCUGAUGAGAGUCAGAUGGAGAAACCAUUUUCCUCUGAUUUGUACCUUAUUCCAUCACUGCUUAUAUCACUCUGAACUGCUGUUGUUAAUGCCUUUUAAGUCAAGUGGUUGAUGAAGGUGCUACA